Molecule: messenger RNA, 2680 nt
Organism: Monomorium pharaonis (pharaoh ant)
Lineage: Eukaryota; Metazoa; Arthropoda; Insecta; Hymenoptera; Formicidae
Gene: Epp
Product: protein UBASH3A homolog
Exons: 4
Coding region: 171-2012 (613 amino acids)
Molecular function (GO): protein binding
Source: RefSeq, a predicted model, not a curated record
AUUUUUAUCUUCUGCAUUUGUACAGAAGCGGUCAUUAAUACUUUCCAUAUACGCAUGCGUCUUAUAUAAUGUAUGUAACGUUUUGUAUAUGAAUUGCACCGCGGAAAGUAGCAUGGUGAUUGGACUGAUUAGUUAGAUUGGGUGGCGAGCGAGUGCAGUAAUGUACCGUCAUGGCGACGUUGCCGCCGCGGAAAAACCCGACUCCUACAAAAAUUUCGAAGCAGCACUUAACGCCGUUGCAAACACUUCUGCAACUAGGAUUCCCGAAACAUCGAGCGGAAAAGGCAUUAGCUGCAACAGGACACCGUGGUGUGCAAUUAGCAUCAGAUUGGUUGCUGGCUCAUGUAAGAGAUCCAACUCUUGACUCUGAUACGCAACGGCAAUAUGUUUUAUACGCUUGCCCUACAGGACCAUUAGCUGAGCAACUGGAGUUAUUUUGGUCUGAAAGUAAAGAUUUAGGAUGGAAUGGUGCUCACAACUUCGUACCACACAUUACUCUUGUUUCCUUCUUUAAUGUUCCUGAUGAGUUCACAAAAGAAUUAGCAAACACUCUUGAGAAUGUAGUUCAUCAGGAUCGAUUGCACGAACAUAUCGAGCUAGAAACAUAUGUGUCGCCUAAUUUUAUGGGCCUCUUCGUCAAAGACGUGAAUGCGGAGUGGUUAAAGAACAUUGCCCUUCGCUAUGUCAAUAAAAUUGCUGCUUUAGGUAUCACUGCCGAAUCACAAGUGAAGUCUCUACAUCUCACGUUGGCUUAUCAGUUUCCUGGCAACUUGUUUCCACCUUUCCGCUCGAUGGUCGAGAAAUUAGGACCAAACACUCCAGCCAAUUGGGAACUCAGAUUAUAUUCAAGAGAUUCGAGAUUGCAGAACAUGCACGUGCAUAAAGUGACGCACGCUCACGUGCCACGAGAACACGACGAAUUAGAGUUAAGAGUAGGCGAUUACAUUUACAUUCCAGAAGGAGCGUGUAACGCGUCCACAGACGGUUGGGUGGAAGGUAUCUCUUGGUUGACCGGUAUAUCGGGUCAUUUGCCAUUGAAUCAUACCAAGAGGACGGCGGAAUCGGACUCGUGGACGCUUCAUAUCACCGUGCCGAUCACUGACAAUAAAUACGAGAGCGUGGAAGAAGAGGAGGUACCAAAAGUUAGAAGACCACCGCCAGUUUUGUCUCCAAGCGAUUCCACUGAUACACUCGAUGGAAUUCCCACCACAGAGGAACCGAUGGCAGCGUCAGAGGCGCCCGAAACACCGUUUAGAGAGAUAUUUAUAUGUCGACACGGCGAGAGGGUAGACUUCACUUUCGGCACAUGGAUUCCUUAUUGCUUUGAAUCGAAUGGUUGUUACGUACGUCGUGAUUUGAACAUGCCCAAAGAAGUACCUUCCAGGAAUAUUCAGGAUUUCCAAAAUGAUAGUCCACUGACGACCGUAGGUGAAAUGCAGGCGAGUUUAGUAGGCGAAGCCAUGAAAUCAUCUAGUAUUAAGAUUGAUGUAGCCUUCACAUCACCGUCGUUACGUUGCGUUCAAACACUCGCCCAUAUUCUAAAGGGACUCAAGUCCGAUAUUUCAAUCAAAGUAGAGCCAGGCUUGAUAGAAUGGUUGGCAUGGUAUCCGAACGGCAUACCCGUUUGGAUGACUUCCGAAGAAUUAGUGAAUGCAGGUUUUAAUAUAGACAUGGAUUAUGAUCCGAUCGUGAAGAUUAAAGAGCUUCCACUAAAAGAAAACGCCGCACAGUAUUACGAACGCAGUUACAAGUUGAUCAAGAAGAUUAUAGAAAAUACAGUUGGUAAUAUUUUGAUAGUAGCGCAUGCCGCUUCCCUGGCUGCUUGCACCAGACAGUUAACUGGUGGUAGGAUACCUCCGGCGGCUGAAGUCACUAGAUUAGUUCAAAGAGUACCUUAUUUGGCAUGCUUAACAGUACGUCAAGAUAUUGACGGUUGGCAGCUCCAUCCUCCUUCCUUUCCACCGAUUACUCAUACCAGUAAUAGUAGAUUCGAUUGGAAAGUCCUAAUGUAAUAACGUUGCACGAGCUUUUGUUGAAGGCACUUUACAAAGCCUAUAUACAUAUAAAAGACUGUUAUAAUACAAUGAAUUUUUAUGCAGGGCUUUAUCUAAUAUCGAAGAUAUUAAAACAAGCAUUCAACGAAUUACGGAAAAAUUUUUUCCGAAAAGAUGUAUCAUUGACGUAUGAUAAUUUGAUAAAUACAAUAAAAACUAGUCGAACGCGCACGACAGUUGAAAUAUUUACUUCCUCAGAUUAUGAUUAAUACGGGUAUUGUGUGUGAGGUAUAUUCUUUCAUUACGGAUGUAGUAAACAAAUACUAGCCAAUAUGUUAUUAAUGAUUGUACUAUACUGAUCUGCUAAAUGUUAUAUAUACAUAUAGGCGACAUACUAGUCUUAAUUGAAUGCGUUUUCUUGCCGAGUCUUAGAUGAAGCACUGAACAAAGAAUUAAAAAGGUAGUAUUUAUAUAUAAUAUUUUAAAAUAAUAAACUAUUUUCUGAUAUUAUAUUCAUAUAUCCAUUAUAAUACACAAUAUUUUUUUCUCUUUAAAAUGUUAUAAAUUAUAUAUUAAAGUAGAAAUAUGCAAAAAAAUUGAUAAGGUGCUCUUGUACACAUUAUUCACGAUCUUUGUCGAUAGAAAAAUGUUCUACGUGAGCUUUAUUACACUGGCGCAAAAAAAAA